Messenger RNA from Callorhinus ursinus (northern fur seal), 1966 nucleotides. RefSeq names its product Frey regulator of sperm-oocyte fusion 1 (gene FREY1). Gene Ontology annotation, biological process: fusion of sperm to egg plasma membrane involved in single fertilization; sperm-egg recognition. NCBI's taxonomy places the organism in Eukaryota, Metazoa, Chordata, Mammalia, Carnivora, Otariidae. Gene Ontology annotation, cellular component: endoplasmic reticulum membrane. The record is from RefSeq and is a predicted model, not a curated record.
UGGGGGGCUUCCGGCAGGUGGUACUGGAGGCUGAGCACAGGGACAUGGCAGCAGAAACGUCCAACAGUGGUUGGGGCCGGAUUAAGGCCGUGGCUGGGGAAUGACAGGGUGUCGGUGGCACCCAGGCAGGCUAGGGACUGGGUGUGGAUAGAGAGGGAGACGGUGGCCUCUCAGAGGCAAGGAGGAUGAGGGACAAGGGACUGAGUUGGGCAAAGGGUCCAGAACUCGGGGUUCCCGGUAGCGGUGAGGACGGAGGACGGGGACACGGGCUUGUGAAGGACAGUGGUGUCCAGGACACACAGAGGGAGAGGACCACUGAGCGGUUAGUGUGUGGGCUCAGAGCACGUGGGGACAGUGUGAGGAGAUGCCAGCACCUGUCACCCUGGGGGUUACUGAGGACCAGGAGCCAGGGCUGCCCUCCCCGGGCCUUGGGCACGUCGGCAGUCAGGGGCACAGGACUGGACCCCCGGUAGGUCUGUUCUUAGAAGUGACGGGGUUUCCAAAGCUCAGAGCCCUGCCUAGCGCUCAGGUUCUGACUCCAUAGGUCUGGGGGGGGGGGCCAGGGGUCUCGGGUUUAAAGCCCCGGGGCUUCCGAAGGGAGCUAGGCCCGCGCGCCACUGACGGGGGUGCUGCGCAGGAAGCAAAGAAAGGGCCCCACAGCUUUGCCUCAGCCUGAGAAGAGACCGGCUCCAUGCUAUCACGUGGCGUUUAUUCAUUCAACAAAUAUUUACUGAGCAUCCACCAGGUGUGGCUGGGGAUCCUGCAGUGAACAAAACCAGUCUCUACCCUCGGGAAGCUUCCACUCCAGGGAGCAAGUUGGGGGCUUUGCCACCUCACUCAAAAUCCGGCUGUCCAGCCUCAGGGGUGGUGCGGAGCCCCGGGGCUGGGCUGUUGGAAGCUUCGGGGAACUGGGGAAGAACUCUCUCAGAGCAGGCUCCCCGCCCCCCCCAGUGUCAUCUCUGAGUGGGUCGGAGGACGUUCCUGGCAUCACUGAGGGAGGGACAGGGUGGUGGCAGCAGGAGGUGGGGAUGGUUGGGGCUCUCCGCGUUGACCUCUCCCGUGUGCCACCCCUUGAGCAGAGGUAUGUACCUUACCUCACAGAUGAGAAAACGGGAGGCCCACAACUGUGACCUGUCCACCUCCCAAAAGGCAAGGUGGGGGUGUGAACCAAGAUCAGACUCCAAAGGUCUGUGCCCUUAACCCUCGGGCAGUGACACUAGAGCUAGGUGCGGCUUGGCACCUGUAGGCCGACGGCGUCAAAAAACCAAACCAAACCGAACCUCAGCUGGAGGUUUCUGGCCUCACCGCGGAGCCCUGGAACGACCGGCCUUUGUGAGGUGGCCCUGGCGGGUGGCAGCGGUUCCGUCCUCCUGCCGGGGGAGGGGCGGGCAGAAGCUGGGGGACAAGGGCAGGAGCAGGAGAUGGUUCUCGCCAUGCUGGGGGCUCUGUAUCCCAGGGCGGGGCUGAGCCUCUUCCUCCUCUACCUCGUCCUGGCUGCUGCACUCCUCCGCCCCCAGCCGCUGAGGCCUCAGCGAUCUGUCCCUGAAGAACUUUCAGCCCCUCUGGAACUCUUGCAGCCACUUUCUGGCCUAGUAGAUGACUAUGGGGUUCGACCCAAGCACCCCUGGCCGCGAGGGCCUCGACCCCUUCUCUCCCGGGCCCAGCAGCGCAAGCGGGACGGGCCGGACAUGGCUGAGUAUUACUAUGAUGCACCCGUGUGACGGGAGCCCCUUAUAAAGCUAUUCUGUGCAGCCAAGGCUUGGGCUUUCCUGGCACGGACACCAGCUGGGGGCGGGGGCAGGGAGACACACCCACUGCGGUCCAGACAGGAAAUGGCACUUUAAUAGGAGGGGCCCGGGGGCACAGGACCAAACUGGGGCUACAGCCGAAGCAGCCAAGAGGCCCUGGCUGGCCCGGGCCUGGCCCGAAGCCUCCUUUUCCUGCUGGGCCGGGGGCCCUGCCGCAG